This is a messenger RNA of Schistosoma guineensis, 1801 nucleotides long. The record is from the annotation of a GenBank genome assembly. NCBI's taxonomy places the organism in Eukaryota, Metazoa, Platyhelminthes, Trematoda, Strigeidida, Schistosomatidae.
AAGGUCGCUAAACGAAACGGCGGGUAGCUUCGAAAGGCUCUGACGUUUUUUCUUUUUCUCCUUCGUCAUGUCUUUCAACUUUUCAGGGAUUAAGAAAGCACUGUUUGGAGAUCAUACGCCUCGACCAAAACUUGGGUCUCUCGAUUUAGAGGGUGUGACACAAUUAAUCCAGGAUGGUCAAGUCAACAAAAUAAUAACUAUGGUUGGUGCUGGCGUGUCAACAGCUGCUGGAAUACCUGAUUUUCGAAGCCCAUCUUCUGGCAUAUACGACAACUUGGAAGAUUUUAAUUUGCCCACUCCGAACGCAAUAUUCUCGAUUGAUUACUUCCGAAACGAUCCUAGACCUUUCUUUGAGAUUGCAAGGCGUUUGUAUCGACCAGAAGCAAAGCCUACGUUGGCUCAUUGUUUUAUCAGGCUACUUCAUGACAAAGGCUUACUUCUUAGGCAUUAUACACAGAACUGUGAUAGUUUGGAACGCUUAUCUGGUUUACCAGAGGAGAAAUUGGUUGAAGCCCAUGGGACAUUUCACACAGGACACUGUAUUAAGUGCAAGAAACUGCAUGAUUUCGAGUUUAUGCUAAAUGAAAUUUUAGCCAAAAGAGUGCCUAAGUGUCUUAAAUGCAAACACGUCGUCAAACCUGAUGUUGUACUUUUUGGUGAGAGUAUGCCGAAGAAAUUUUUCAAGAACCUUUCUUCGGAUCUCAAUAAUUGUGAUUUACUCAUCAUAAUGGGUACUUCGUUAACUGUGUUACCAUUCUGUGCUAUGAUUCAUCGUGUUGGUAAUGACGUCCCGCGACUCUACAUUAAUCGAGAAUAUAACGAUGGAUCUACAGAGCCUUAUUUCAAAUUAUAGCUGUCUGGAUUUUACUCAUGGUUUACUACGAGCCAUGUGACUGGUCUGAUGGUACUGGCAAAAAUAAGCGACUCGAUAUGGGACAUAAAUAAAUUAGCAACAAUAGAUAUGGGUGAUUCGAUAACUUCUCCAUUCGUUUUUUUGAAGGUGAACAGCGUUGAAAUGAAGUCUAGUUCGAGAGAUUUUAUGAUUGAUCUAAUGCUUAAAGGACAUCUACAUAGUAUUAUCAUCUAUUUAUUUUCUGCACUACUUCAUAUUACAAAUUAUACAUUUUUCACAAUCACCAUCAUAGAUACAAGUGAAAAUGCUCAAUCAAAAAGAACAUGACAUUGUCAUAUUCCAACCUAUUAUGACUUUUAUUGCGCUAAAAAUAUUCUGCUUUGUUUCCUUUAUACUAUUCAAACUUAUUAAUUAAUUUCCGUUACUAACUUAUUUACUCUGAAGAAGUGACGUACACUAAUUCGCGAAAUGUUAGAAACACAGAUUUCUACUAAUUUGGACAUCAUAAAAAUAUAAUUACUACUUAAUCAGCUAUGUUUAAUUUAUCUCUCAGUACGUCGUUUUACGUUAUAUUUAUUGAGGGUUUAUCUUCAUUCAUUAUGCGGUUUAUGGUGGCUGGUUUGAAACAGAAUUAUAUGAAAUGGAGCAGAUCUGAUAAUAAACGUGAUAUAUUUUGGUCGGGUAAUGCUGAUGAUGGUGUAGUCAAAAUAUCAGAACUUCUUGGCUGGAAGGAUGAUCUUUUGAGAUUAAAAGAGGAGACGGACUCUCGCCUAAAUGAAGAGUUUAUAGCAAAGAAAUCGCAUGACAAAAUCAGUGGGCAAUGAUUAAAUCGUUCUAUUCAUUCUGUCAUUCUGAUAGACUGAACUGAUUAUCAACAUGGAAUGUGAUUUUACUGAUCUUCAUGUUUUUUAUAUCUUCUGAAUUUAUUUUAAAUACAGUAUCUAUGGG